Molecule: messenger RNA, 273 nt
Organism: Rasamsonia emersonii CBS 393.64
Lineage: Eukaryota; Fungi; Ascomycota; Eurotiomycetes; Eurotiales; Trichocomaceae
Exons: 1
Source: RefSeq, a predicted model, not a curated record
GGUGCGCCGUCCAGACCAGAUUCAAGGGCCUUCGCGGCACGGAGUCGUCUCUCGUGUUGCCUUGGACGAGGCGGGCCGGAUGAAGUUCUGGAUCAACAAGCUGGAGACAACGUCGGUGGCCGGGAACGGCGCCGCUCCUGCGCAGGUCGAGCGCCGUCGUCUCUGCUACCUUAUGAAGUGGCGACCCGAGCUCGACUUCCUGUCCAAGAACCAAUUAUUGGAGUUCUGUCGAUCUCGACAACCAACGGUGGAAGAGCCGGUCGCCUUCUAUGA